This is a messenger RNA of Malus domestica (apple), 550 nucleotides long. Lineage: Eukaryota; Viridiplantae; Streptophyta; Magnoliopsida; Rosales; Rosaceae. The record is from RefSeq and is a predicted model, not a curated record.
AUAAGCACACAACGAAAAAAUAUUUUAUAUGUGCGAAAAUAAAGCGCGGCUUCUCGAGACUUCCAUAGAUUCUUUGGUUCCCAGCAUCUCCCCCUUUUUAGUCACCACCUCUCCUCCGGCCCCAAAACCCAGUACCAUCAACUUCUUCUUCUUUAGCGUCUCCGCGUUUUCUCUACGAGCUCAGAAAUCGAUCAGCGAACGCGGAAACCAGAGGGAUCGAGACCGCGAAAGGGCUCAGGCCAGGUCCGGCGGCAAUAAAUCCAAGCCCAAAAACGACGGAUUAACCCCCGAACAACGCCGCGAAAGGAACGCAAAAGCGCUGCAGGAGAAGGCGAAGAAGAAGGCAGCGGCCGAGCAGGCGGGAAGGGGAUCAUAUGAUUCGGUUGGUGAAACUCAAAGUGCGAUCCGAUGGAAUGCAUAUGCAAUGCUCGGAAGUGGUAGUUUUCGUUUUGCUGUUGGGCAUGAUGCCCGGAAUCUUAUACCUAAGGAGCACCAAGAAGAUAUCCUGGAAGGUUCUCAGUAUUGUUUGAACUGUCGAGACUCUCAUUAG